ACUACGUAUGAAAUACUUCCGGUUACAUGCAAGUGACGUCACCGUAUUAUUUUUUUUUUUUGCCCCGAGAAAAGGAAAUCUUGAAUGAAUACCGCACACUUAUACAGUCACUAUAUUUAUCGGAAGUAGGACGUUGUGAAUAUUUGUUAUGCGACAUUAAGAAAGAAGAUCACGCUUUUUGUGUAAAGUUCUCUAAGAGUCUUGACUUCCUUCAUCAUCACCAUGAAUAGCUUAUCAUUCAGUGAGUUGUGUGGGUUGUUUUGUUGUCCGCCGUGUCCAUCCAGAAUAGCAGCCAAAUUAGCAUUUCUCCCACCUGAAUCAACAUAUUCUCUGAUAUCCGAUGAGGCAGGGUCCAAGUACAGCCUACAUCUGACUGAACGCGCAGAGUGGCAAUACACCCAACGUGAACUAGACUGUAUAGAGGUUUUCAUGACUAGGACCUCCAAAGGAAACAGGAUAGCAUGCAUGUUUGUCAGGUGUUCACCCAAUGCCAAAUACACUAUGCUCUUUAGUCAUGGAAAUGCAGUUGAUCUGGGGCAAAUGAGCAGUUUUUAUAUAGGUCUUGGGUCUCGAAUUAACUGUAACAUUUUCAGUUUUGACUAUUCAGGUUAUGGAAGCAGCUCAGGAAAACCAUCAGAAAAAAAUUUGUAUGCAGACAUUGAUGCUGCAUGGCAAGCUCUGCGUUCUAGAUAUGGCAUUAGUCCACAAAAUGUAAUUUUAUAUGGACAAAGUAUUGGUACUGUACCAACCAUUGACCUGGCCUCUAGGUACGAAGUUGGAGCAGCUGUUCUUCAUUCACCGUUAAUGUCUGGCAUGAGAGUAGCAUUCCCAGAGACAAAGAGAACUUGGUUUUUUGAUGCUUUUCCAAGCAUUGACAAAGUGCCGAAAAUUACCUGCCCCGUGCUGGUGAUUCAUGGAACAGAAGAUGAAGUGAUAGACUUUUCUCAUGGACUUGCCAUUUAUGAGAAAUGUCCCCGAGCCGUUGAACCUCUGUGGGUGGAGGGGGCAGGUCACAAUGACGUAGAGCUUUAUGGACAGUACUUGGAGCGCCUGAAACAAUUUAUAAACAUUGAACUCUCGGUCAAUUGACAACUACUGCAACUUAGGGGGGAGGAUGUUAGUGUCACAAAUGCAGACGUAUGUGUUCAAGACUUCAGUAACUCUUUGUCUGCUGUUGUGACGGAUACGUGCACAUCUGACGAUGGCAAUGCAUUUAAAGUCAGGAAGGGGACUGGGAGGCGAAUGAAGAAACAUAGAGUUAAGUUAAAGUCAGAAGCCGGCAAGAAAACCAGAAAUGAUUUAUCUAGUGCGUCUGAUAACCCAGGGGAGUCUGAUGAGCAUGUCGACGUCCAGCCCCAGGAAGCUGAGGCCGAAGUCGUGGUUCACCCUGUCCAAGAAACUGCUAUUUCUGAACCCUCUGAGUCGUACAGUGCUGAUGAGUCAUCAGUAUGUGUGACAGAUUCACCUCUUCAAAUCCGAGACAACAAUGAAGCAGAUGAAGUAGUAGAGAAAGAAUCUGAUACGGAACCCAAAGAAAGUCGGAGCACAGGACAACUACAAAGGGAUCUGGAGUGUUCAAAAGAGAAGGAAGAAAGUUGUGAUCUGAAAGAAAAUGAAGACUUAGCUCCUGCUGAAAAUUGUGUGCCCUGUGAUGUUCAUAUACAGAAUAUCAUUGUAGAAGUCACUGAUGACAGUGACAGGAAUUCAGAUGACAACAGUGAUGCAUUGGAAUCUACAGAUCUGUAACGGGGCAGCAGCUGUAUGUAACUUCAUAUCUAGCAGUAGAUGUCCAGAGAAAAAUGAAAUUGGGUGCUUGUGGUUUUUUGCAGAAUCCUUCUUGAUAUUUCACUAAAGUAAUAUUUUAGAUUUAAUACUGUAAAAAUGGAUAUGUCCACAUGUUGUUGAAUACACAUAUUUCCUUUGUGAACCAUAUGCAUGGGGUUUGAUUAAGUGAUCUCCAUAUCAUCAAAGAAUUAUAGGAGUAGUGUGCGUGGGGGUAAUUUACAUGAAAAUAUUUUAAUCACUUGUUUAGUUUAAAUAACCCCCGAUGCAUAAAUUUCCACGUUUACAGUAUUGGGUCCAGAUAUUUGAAGGUUUCUUUUUUGUCAGAUAUUUACCCCAUGACACUUUUUUUCAAUGAAGAGUUGUCUUUCUUUAACUGAGAACAAGGCCUACUUUCUCUGGUGAUUUCUUAUUCACAUGUGUGUAAAUAGAGUUUCUCAUACCUUCUGUGGUUUUAUUUUUACACAUUGUUUCAUCUGGUAUGAAAUCUUAUAUCUGAUGUAAAGUAUUCAACAGCAAAUAACAAAAAUACUAAAUGUAAAGUACAUGUUGUGAUGUGUGGGUAUUUUGAGAUACAUUUAAUAAUUAUUGAAUAACACUAUUAUAAUUGUUAAUUCAGGCUGUCCAGCACUUUUUGGACAAAAAAUUAGGGCUAAUUUUAGGGAUAAAAGUAAGAAAUAGUAGGGCUAAUGUAGAGCUAAAAUUAGAAUUUUAUAACUAAAUUAGGGCAGUUUUAGUCAUUUAAAUGGACUUGCAUGUAUCUUCGCAAAUCCGACAAUAAAGAAACUCUCAAAAAAUACUUUAAGUGCAAAAAGGGAGUCUUUCAGGAUUCCAUUGUCACAGCUAUUACCUGAAAUGUGCAGAAUUAUGUCAUUAUUUUCUUAUGGAGAGAACUACAUCCUAAUAAGAUUUUUUUUUUUUUUUUUGGUCAAACAUUUAUUACAUUGUACAAUAAAAUGGAGUUUUCUACUUUUGAAUAUGUUAUGCAUUCAACUAUGAUGUGUGUAUAGCUAGGAGACAUUUACGUGAUUCUCAACAGCAAAAUUAUAAAGUAAACAAAAUAACACACAAAACAGUGUCUGCUGAAAAUGUCGAAUGCACUUAUGUAAAUGUAAACAAAUUUUCUACUUUUGAAUAUAUGUUAUGUAUUGAUUAUGAUGCUUGUAUAGCUAGGAGACAUUUACUUUACGUGAUUCUCAACAGCAAAAUUAUAUAGUAAACAAAAUAACAUACAAAACAGUGUCUGCUGAAAAUGUCGAACGCUCUAAUAUGUAAUUGUAAACAAAUAAUAUUUUUAAUAUACUAGUAGCUCCUUAAAAGUAAACUCUUUAUAUAUCUAAAUAUGUGUACUGCAUGCUACACUCAGUGAAGGAACAUGAACGUAUCCCUCAGAUAAUCUUCUUUAGGAAAUAUUGCUUAACAAAGUUCACAACCAAUAUACAAACUUCACACAUGGACCCACUGGCCAAUUGCUAGAGUAGAAACAUUAAAAAUAUUGAAAUUGACAUGAAAAAUUAGGGUUUUCUUUAAAGGAUUUUCCUUAGAAUUUAAUACUUUCAAAGGAAAUUUAGCUAUUUUAAAACUAAAAAUAAAAUUAGGAAUUUUGGGGCCGCUGGACAGUCUGGAUUAUUUAGUCAUGUUGUAGUUUUUGUUAUUGCUAAUAUUGAAUUGUGCAUGUGACUGUGUUAAUACAUGUAGUUAUUUGCACAGGAAAAUUUUGAGAAGUGAAUGUUUUGUUGGUAGUGUAUAUGCUGAUACUUAAUACUGUCUGGUACAUGUAGUUACAUGUAUGUGUAUGGAUAAUUUACUUACUGUGAAUUCAUCUUUUAUUUGUACAAGUAUAGAAAUGAAACAUUUCUAGCUUACCUGGACCGUAGGUCCAAGUAAGCUUCUCUGAUUAAAAAAAAAAUUGUCUGGCGUUUUCACGUUUCAUCGAAAGAAACACGGCCAAACUCAACCAAACUGUUUACUGUUAUCAUUCGACUGUCCUAUAAACAAGUAGCCAUGUAUCAUACAAUUAAUAUAGUGAUCAAAAUUAAUUUGAAGAGAGCAUUAGGUAGGUAGCAAAAUAGAUUUGUCAGACAGAUUAAUGGAGAAAAAACUGGGAUUUUUAUUCUAAAGAAUUGUGUUGGGAGAGAACAUAGCAACAGUUUGUCUUCACAGUAUGGAAGCAUCCUUGUGUAGGGGGAUUAGACCACAACAGGGGGUAACGACAAACAAAAGGCAAUCAUUUAAAAAAGGAUUUCUCAAAAUUGACGUCCUUCCUUUUGUAAUGUGGAUUUGUAUUUGUUCAAGCCCAUGGUAAUUAAAGUGUGAGAAAGGUUUGUGUUUGAUCAAGACAUAGGCCUCGCGGCGGAUGUGACCGGUCGACUGUGGAUGCUUACUCAUCCUAGGCACCUGAUCCCACCUCUGGUAUAUCGAGGGGUCCGUGUUUGCCCAACUCUCUAUUUUGUAUUCCUUAUAGGAGUUAUGAGAUUGAUCACUGAUUGUUAUCUUCACCUUUCACAAUUAACAUGGGUACAUGACUACAGUACAUUUCUUUAUGGGUAACAAGAGUAUACAAUGAUUUAACAUAAUUAUAUAGAUUCAUUUAUGAAAUAUGUUUCAUUGUGAGCAAAGUGAGUGUUGUGGUCUAUCAGCCUCUUGUUUUUUGGGGGGGUUUAUUUUAUUGAUAUUUAAUUUGAAUUAUUAUACAUUGUAUGUAUGAGAUUAAUUGUACCAAAGUACUGUAACAUGUAUUUUUAAAAUAUGUAUUUGAUGAAGAGAAGUCCAAUAUUAUUUUGGGCUUUCGAUGCUCUGUGACAGACAUUAGGGUGUGUUGAAAAAGUCAAAUUUUUAUCAGUUUUGUCAUACAUGUAUUAAGAAACCUUUUGACCUGCUUAGAAAAUGAGUAGUGGUGUAUUUUUUUUAAAAUAUACAAUAAGGAAAUGUUUCCAGGUAACAGAAAGUUUAACAUGAUUGUGUGGAUUUGAUUGUUUGGGUUUUUCAUGUGGGUUUUUUUAUGGGUAAUUUUUGAAAGUUCAUUUGCACAGUCAUAAGUGUUUUAAUCUGAUCAAAUUUGGUCUGCCUAUCUGCUCACGUUUUCACAUUUCCAGUCUGUUAUCCAUAGGAGAGGUGUGCCACAUCAAGAAGCUUCCUCUUGCAGUUUUAAAGAAGUGUUGCGUUUUGGAACAAUCAAAAUUUUAAUGUGGCUGCUUUGGCUUGUAAUCAGACAACUAUCCCAAGAACAGCCACUUCUCCACACAUGACACCAUUGUUUUACCAAUUGUGGUACUUAUUACCUAUACUCCUCAUUCUGAUGGCAUACAGGACCACUAUAGAACACUUAUUUCUAUUGGUCACUCUGAUAGAACACUUAUUUCUAUUGGUUGCUCUGAUGGGACACUUACCUAUUGGUUGAUCUGAUACAAAACUUAUUUCUAUUUGUUCCUCUGAUAGGACACUUCUUUCACUUUCAUAAAACACUUAUUUCUUUUGGUCACUCUGAUAGAACACUUAUUUCUAUUGGUUGUUCUGAUGGGACACUUAUUUCUAUUGGUUGCUCUCAUACUUGCCUCAUUAUUUCCAUCUCUGUUAGACGUAGCACUGUAUAUGCAGCAUUGUGUUGGAUUCAUCUGCUUCCAGUUUCCACAGCUUAAGUUUUUAUAUGUGUUUAGGUUGCUACAUACAUGUACACAUAGCUCCAUUUCCUACCCCUGGAUCCAAAAAAAAGUAAGGGAUGACAAGCACAUAGAAACACACCAACACAUUCAUCAGAUGCUUUUCACAGAAUUUUGAAAACUAUUCUAAUUUUAGUAGUCUUUAAAAUGGGUUGUUACAUUGGGUGGUUUGAAAUUGAACUCCAACCUAGCUUUAAUCAGUUUGGAUCCACUGAAACAUAAUUAACCUAUUUUCUUUAAUUGAUUUAUUUCUAAUCCAAAAGAAACAUGAUACAAAUGUUCAUCGGAAUUCAAAGUUCACUGAUUAGCAUCGCUGAUUUAAAUUUUUUUUUAGUUUAGCUGUAUGAAUUAGGUGAGCACUGUGGUCCAUGUACCUCAGAUAACAUGAAGCAUGUCUUUAAUCAACACAAAAAAAGAUCUCCAAAUGUAUUACGUCCCCAUCUUGUAUACUGGUGAAAUGUUCAUUAAUUAUGGCAUAAAAGACUGAUUCAUUUAAUGCAGCAUUCAUACAGAUGUUGGAAAAUUGUGGUCAUGUACACCAUGCAUGUAAUAACAACAUUUCAUACAUGUAAGAACAGCAUUUAAUAUGAUUACUUGUUGACUUCUCACCAGAUGUAGAUGAAGUUGAUUUGAAAACACUCCUACCUUAUUUAUCGGCUUUGUUUAUACUGUGUGUGGGAGAUGUAGUUCUGAUUGUAAACAUGUUUGCAUUGUACCCGUUCAAAACAAUAUCAUGUUGCCUUCAGCAAAUACUUAGUUUUAAAUCUGAAGGAUGUACCUGUUAAUGAACAAUUAAUUCGCAAAGACUCAAAGCAAAUAAUGCACAGAGUAAUGUUCAUAUAAAAUAUCGAUGACAGCUCUGUAAGGAUUGUUUUUAACAAUGAUGAUGAGGACAAGUGUACGUGUAAUUAGUGGUCCGUGUUGCUUUGUCUAUGUAAGCAGAAUCUUCAUUACCCCACUGUAAAAUGUGUAACCAAAUGCUCAAAGACACUUCAUAUACUAGAAUGAUCAAUGGAACAACUGGUAUUUUGAAAUAAAUUGUUUAUGUACAUCCAUGAAGUGAUUUUUUUACAGAGGAAAAUGGACAUUAGAUAUGUUUAUUUAUUGCAUACAUCAUUGUUUCAUCCUAUGUAGAAUGGAAACACCUUCCAACGGACCACAAUGAGUGAAGCAGCAAUUUGAUUCAAAUCCGAUGUUAGAUAUCCGCCAUUUCUACCUAGUGACCUUACAUAGGUGGAGUAGAGCCAUUCUCCCCUCCAUAACUAUAUAUAGAGAUGUAUAGUAUAUUUUGAUGAAAUAGGAUGUUUCUGAAGUAGUAGAAAGUAUGUACUGAUGUUAUGUUUUGGCUUAAUUUCAAUGAAGUAACGGUAUAACACGCUUAUAGCGAAGUGCUGAGCACGAGCAAUUUUGAUUCGUUAUGAAGGUAAUUUGUUAUAUGCAAUGAGUUUUUAAUAUGUUUUGAAACUAAAGGGGAUGAAAAUCACUUCACUGUACGUGUGAAUUCAUUAUAAGCGUGUUCGCUAUAACCGGGUUUUAUCUGUGUAGAUUAUUAAGUUUGACAAUCACAAAGACUGCUGAAGCGGUAGGCUUUGUCAGAUGUAGAUGUCCACAUUUGUUGUUCAUUGUCUUUUGUUAUAUAAGCACCUGUAUAUUAUUGCUAACAUUCUGUUUUGACAAUUUGUGAAGACUAUGACGUAAUUCUUGCAAUGGCAUGUAGUUAACAGGUAUUGUAAUAUUUGUCUGAAGGUAUGAGUCAGAACUUUAUCGUCAAUGUAGUAAAUGCUGCACAUACUGUGUUCUCCAUUAUUGGUUUAAGAUUUGUAGCAAGUGAAACAGAAAAAUGAUCAUACAGAUACUGCAAAUGCACUGUAUUUCAGGAGAUUCAAUGUUUGUCUGAAUAUUUCUUUCUAAAAUAAAGUCAUGGAAGAUCAUCCAAAAA
This is a messenger RNA of Ostrea edulis (European flat oyster), 7380 nucleotides long. RefSeq names its product alpha/beta hydrolase domain-containing protein 17B-like. The transcript is spliced from 2 exons. Gene Ontology annotation, biological process: protein depalmitoylation. The record is from RefSeq and is a predicted model, not a curated record. Gene Ontology annotation, molecular function: palmitoyl-(protein) hydrolase activity. Gene Ontology annotation, cellular component: plasma membrane; endosome membrane. Bases 223 to 1089 code for a protein of 288 amino acids. Lineage: Eukaryota; Metazoa; Mollusca; Bivalvia; Ostreida; Ostreidae.